UCCCGCUUCUCUGAGGAAGCGAGGCCUGUUAGGUUAAUAGUUGCCUUAAGAGGUUUUCCUCUUUAAAUAGGCCUCUUGCUUGGAAGAAUUGAAAACAGCACAGUUUACAGAUGUAACAGCUUGAYCGUUUGAAAUGGAGAAGAAACAAGUUUUAAAACGGUUAUAUGUUGGAGGGCUUGGCCAUACAAUUUCUAAGGCUGAACUGGAAGAAAGAUUUGGCAACUUYGGACAUGUUUUAGAUACAGAAGUUAUUACCAGAAGAGAUGAGCAGGGGAAUCCUACCAAAACUUUUGCGUAUAUCACUGUCAGCAUUUCUGAAACAGAUUUUAAAAAAUGCAUGUCAAUUUUAAAUAAAACAAAAUGGAAAGGGGGCACGCUGCAGAUUGAGCUGGCCAAAGAAAGUUUUUUGCACAGAUUGGCCGUGGAGAGAGAGGAAGCAAAGACGCAGAAAGAAAAACCACACAAAGAUGACAAAAGAAACCUAGUAGACUCACUGAAAGAGGCUGGAAUUGUAGAUUUUCACAUGAAAGCAGUACCAGGUACAGAGGUGCCGGGUCAUAAGAAUUGGGUUGUUGGUAAAUUUGGCAGAGUCUUACCUGUUCUUCAUCUUAAGAAUCAACAGAAAAAUAAAGUUGUGAAAUAUGACCCAUCAAAAUACUGCCAUAACCUGAGAAAGCUGGAGCAAGACUUGACACCUGUAGUGCCUGUGAGCGAGCUCACUUGGCGUUUGGAAGGACRAGAUAACAGUAUAAGCAAAAAGCGACAGGGGGAGUUCCCUGUAACAGCAAAGUUGCCAAAAAAAAAGAGACAGCUGGGCAGUGAGGGUCUGAAUGGAACAAUAGGUCUCCCCUCCGGGUGUCCGUUGCAGUCAACAAACAUAAGCUUGUCACAAGGAUCAUCCCAAUCCAAUGAGUUACCUAAAUUAUUUCCAUCAAUCAGUAAAACAUCAGGAAGAGAUUUACUGUCAGAUAAAAGUAGUGUUUGUAGAGGUGUGUCUCAAAAAAGUUYAGGUGUUUCUGACAGUAGUUCUGAUUCUGAAGAGGAAAUCAGAGCAGUGAUGAAGAAAGAAAUGGAAAGACAGAAAACUGAAAUAAUUGCUGAGGCCGAAAGUGACCACUUAGAAAUUGUUGGGGAUGACUUUAAGCUAAAAUACAAUACUCACUGGUCUUUACACAAUGCASAUUCUUUGAGGAAAGUCGUCAAAGCAAGUAGCAGAGAUAAAGAGUCUAUGGAAUGUGACAAUGGUUAUGAUUCAGCAGAUACAGAUGAAAUAAUUGCUGUGAGUAGAUCUCCUGAGCUAAGUAGGAGGAAAACUACAAGUUUAGAAGAUUGUAAACAGGGAAAGCUGAGGAAAAAUAGUGAGAAAGAAGUAUUAACUAAUAAGACAUGUGUUUUGGUAAAUGGUUCUUCCCUGAAAACACAAAAUUUAAAAGAAAAUGUAGGAGGAGAAGGGAAAAGAAAAGCUAAAAUUCCUACCUCCCAGAGUACCACGGUGAGGAAUACGGAUAAGACAAGUGACAGUGAAAGUUCUUAUUUAGAGUCUGAGGAAUUGGAAUCCAAUACAAGUUCUGUGUAUGAGUCUAUGAUGCAAAACUGUUACCGUGUGGACCUUACAUUAGAUGACCUAAAAGCAUUAGCUGCUGAAAACAGUGAUACUUCAGUGGACGAUGCGGAUGGUACGCAGAGUCCUAGGGAGUGUAACGUUAAAGAAAAUGCAAAGGGCAGUGUCACAUAUAAUAAAAAACAUUCUAAAAUUCCCUCUGCAUUUAAAAAAUGUAUCUGUCCAGAUGAUAUAGUUGCUGCCAUUUUAGAGGGGGAGGAAAAUGCUGUUGAAGAAGGUGCCAAGGAACAAACUAAUUCAGGUUUGAAGUAUCAACCCUUCAGAGGAAUGGGAUCCCUUUGUGAAAAAGAGCUAGCUAAGGACAGCCCUGGUUUGAAAAAGAAGUCUUUAGGAAACUUAGAUUUUGAAUCUUCUUUUUCUUGCUCUGGGGAAGAGUCAUCUGCAUCAAAGAGCACUCCAUUGCACUCGCUUGGAGUCAGUGCUCAGAAGCAAAACGUGGGUUGUGACCAACUCGAGGAACUGUCAAAUGCUGCCACCUUGGCAGGUAAGAGKGCACAGCCUAUUUGCAGGCCACGCUUGCAAGGAACGGGCAAAUACGCGAACUCUCAACAAGACGACCAAGAGUCAGAGUGUGGAGACGCUGUUCCUAGCGCUGGUGAAAGUGAGGAUGAGAGCAGUAGCAUGGACGAUAAUGCUCCUGUGUCCCGGAAACACAUUAAAGGACAACUGAAGAGUCCAAAAUUGCUUUCAAAAAACAAGAAAAGAGAUGUAAGCAAAGAGAAUGGGAAGAUAGGUAUUCUGGAAAGCAAGAAGCUUUGGAUUCAUGCUGCUUCUUCAAAGGAGCCUGAUACAAAUAAGAAACAAUUGCAGGAUAAUGAGAGGAGGCUUGCAGCUCUAGAAGAGAGGCAAAAAGAGAGAGAAUUACAGAAGAAGCUCAUUCAAGGAGCUCUCUCAAAUCUGGAUAGCAAACCAGCAAGUGUGCAAAAACACAUCAUUUUUGAUUCAGAUGUUGAAAGUGAAUGUGAAGUAACUGAGAUAUCUGAGAAAGAUGCAACUUUGGGAAAUAUGCUUGAAAAAGAAUGUGCUCCUAAGACUUCUGGAAAGCUAUUUGAAAGCAGUGAGGAUGAGCAAGAUGGUACAGAUGACGAGAGAUUCAAAAUUAAACCUCAGUUUGAAGGCAAAGCAGGUGAAAAACUCUUGCAUUUGCAAUCACGAUUUGGCACAGAUGAAAGAUUUCGUUUGGAUGCUCGAUUCAUUGAAAGUGACAGUGAAGAAGAAGAAGGUGAGAAAAAGAUACUGGAAGCAGAAGAUGAAGAGCUGGCUGCAGAGAAGAAAAAAAAUCUGCAAAUACUGGGAAACCUCUUGAAUAUCAAUGUAGAACACUCUAAGCCAACUAAAACAGCUGCAAAUGCUAAGAAAUUCAAAGAUAUUAACRCCCUUCGCUAUGAUCCUACAAGACAGGACCAUGCGGUUUUUGAAAGGAAACCAAAUGCUACAGAAAAAGAGAGUAAAGCUAAAAGGAAGAAGAAGAGGGAAGAGAGUGAGAAGCUACCUGAAGUGUCUAAGGAAACAUAUUAUCAUAUUGCUGUGAACUUGAAGGAGUUGUUUGGAUCUUCAAAAAGUGARGCAAAAAAAACUGAGCAAAUACCCUGGGACAAAGAUGAUGCAGAGGAAUCCACUUCACUUGAGCCUCAGACUUUGGGACCUAAUGUUGGCAGUAACGCAGCUCAGGAGUCUAGUGGUUUCACAUUUUCCUUCUUUAGUGAUGUGGAUGAGUCAGCCGUAACAGAAGAGCCUUAUGUCAUUGAAACAAUAAAACCUGUAAAAGUUGCAUGGCAAGAAGAUCCACGUUUCCAAGACAGCAGCUCUGAGGAUGAUGAAGAGCCGGAAGCAUCGAAAGAUGAAGAGGACCACGAAGUAUUUUUAUCUUUGCCACCAGCAGGAAGCACUAGGCUCUUCUUUUUCUCCAAAGAUGAUGAACGAUUAAGAGAGGGCCCUAAAUUAUUCUGUAGAUCAGUAAACCUCAACGAAGAAAGAGAGACCUGGGAAGACAGACGUAGUUUAUUGCUAGAGGAAUGCCGGAAGAAACAUAAGGAUGCAAGAAGGAAAGUGAGAGCAAAACAAUAAGUCUUUCUUAUGUUCCUGUCAGGAGUGUUGUUUGUUUCCUCUUUCAAGAAAUUAUGGGGAAAAAAGUCUUUUAAAAUUCCAGUUGUUAAAAGAUCUGGUGAGAAGAAUGUUGGAAAGGACUAUUAAGCCAUGGUUUUAAGAAGCUAUAUACUAAUUGAUUAUGUCAGUCUGACAGUUUUCACUGUUUUUUUGGUAUGUGUUUUUAUAAACAUGUUGUUUAAAUGUGACUUGCUCCUUUGAAAACUUCUUGAGGAUUUGAUCAUGUAAUGAGGAAUACAUUGGGAUACCUUGCUGUGUUCUCGGGCCCUAGUGCUGCGUGGGCUUGAUGGAGCAGGACAGGCAGUUGCACCUGUAAGACGAUGUAAACUGUAUUYGGUUUAAUGUAAUAAGGAUCCCGUCCAAAGUUCAUUUGCAACUGUUCAGAAUGCUUUUUUCCCACAUUAAAAGUUUACCUGAAAUUUUUGAAAAUAUGUAAAUAUUAAAGGCAUAU
Molecule: messenger RNA, 4178 nt
Organism: Nothoprocta perdicaria
Lineage: Eukaryota; Metazoa; Chordata; Aves; Tinamiformes; Tinamidae
Gene: NOL8
Product: nucleolar protein 8
Exons: 17
Coding region: 134-3688 (1184 amino acids)
Molecular function (GO): RNA binding
Source: RefSeq, a predicted model, not a curated record